AUGUCCGUUACAAUUAGGCUACACGUUAUCACUGCCCACCUUUAUAGCAGUAACAAUAAACCCAAAACACCCAAUUACGCCUCCAAAUUUAAUCCCAAACCCAUUUUCGAUUCCAACCCGUUAUCCCCAUUGCGCUUCUCUCGCCCUAGAAAGAUGAGUUCUUUGCCUGUAGUGAAGAGUUCCUUGAUUGAGCCUGAUGGGGGAAGCUUGGUGGAUCUUGUGGUGCCCGAGACCCAAAGGGUUUCCCGCAUUUCGGCGGCCGAGUCUUUACCCAAAGUGCGGCUCACGAAGAUUGAUGUUGAGUGGGUCCAUGUGAUUAGCGAGGGGUGGGCUAGUCCGCUGCGAGGGUUUAUGAGGGAGGAUGAGUAUUUGCAGAGCUUGCAUUUCAAUUCCCUGAGAUUGAAAAAUGGGUCCGUUGCUAAUAUGUCGCUUCCGAUCGUUCUGGCCAUUGAUGAUGAGGCUAAGGAAAGGGUUGGAGGGUCAAGUGAUGUCGCUCUUGUUGGGCCUGGUGAGGAUUUGAUAGCCAUUCUUAGAAGCGUUGAAAUAUAUAAGCAUAACAAGGAAGAGAGAAUUGCUAGAACGUGGGGUACUACAGCUCCAGGGUUACCUUAUGUUGAGGAGGUGAUUACUCCUGCUGGAAAUUGGCUCAUUGGUGGAGAUCUGGAAGUGUUAAAGCCUAUUAAGUACAAUGAUGGCCUUGAUCACUACAGGCUCUCACCUCAACAACUUCGAAAUGAAUUUGAUCGUCGCAAGGCAGAUGCGGUUUUUGCUUUUCAGCUGAGGAAUCCUGUCCAUAAUGGUCAUGCAUUACUUAUGAAUGAUACACGAAGGAGACUUUUGGAAAUGGGCUACAAGAAUCCAAUUCUUUUGCUUCAUCCCUUAGGAGGUUUCACAAAGGCUGAUGAUGUGCCACUGGAUGUUCGUAUGGAACAGCAUAGCAAGGUUCUAGAAGAUGGAGUUCUUGAUCCUGAAACUACUAUUGUAGCCAUAUUUCCCUCACCGAUGCAUUAUGCUGGACCAACUGAAGUACAAUGGCACGCUAAGGCUCGGAUAAAUGCAGGUGCAAAUUUCUAUAUUGUGGGUCGUGAUCCUGCUGGUAUGGGCCAUCCUACAGAGAAGAGGGAUUUAUAUGAUCCUGAUCAUGGGAAGAAAGUUUUAAGCAUGGCCCCUGGUUUGGAGAAAUUGAACAUUUUACCAUUCAAGGUGGCAGCAUAUGAUACAGUGGCAAAGGAAAUGGCAUUUUUUGAUCCUUCGCGUGCUAAAGAUUUCCUCUUCAUUUCAGGAACCAAGAUGCGGACUUAUGCAAGAACUGGGGAGAAUCCUCCAAACGGUUUUAUGUGCCCUCAGGGAUGGAAAGUCCUGGUCAAGUACUACGAGAGCUUGCAAGCAGAGGAAAGCGCCCAGAAGUCUGCUGUACUAUCUGCUUAGCCACGGUAAUAUAUGGUAAAUGACUUCAGACUUUAUGCUCUGCAAAUUAUAGACGGUAGCAACCAAGAAGUCAGCAGAGAAGAACACGAGAGAUGUUUGAAAUGCUUGUCUCAGCUUUCUAGCGUGAAGAUUGAUCUCCUAUUAUCUAUACAUUCUAUUCUUGUAAUAUCUAUUCAUUUGCGUGAUGAUGAUGAUGCACAAGAACUGAUCUUUCCCCAAAUAAUAUAGUUCCUUAGUUCAUAAGCUCC
This is a messenger RNA of Ipomoea triloba (trilobed morning glory), 1676 nucleotides long. RefSeq names its product ATP sulfurylase 2. Gene Ontology annotation, biological process: sulfate assimilation. Gene Ontology annotation, molecular function: adenylylsulfate kinase activity; sulfate adenylyltransferase (ATP) activity. NCBI's taxonomy places the organism in Eukaryota, Viridiplantae, Streptophyta, Magnoliopsida, Solanales, Convolvulaceae. The record is from RefSeq and is a predicted model, not a curated record. Bases 1 to 1428 code for a protein of 475 amino acids. The transcript has 5 exons.